Molecule: messenger RNA, 4892 nt
Organism: Impatiens glandulifera
Lineage: Eukaryota; Viridiplantae; Streptophyta; Magnoliopsida; Ericales; Balsaminaceae
Exons: 4
Coding region: 178-4557 (1459 amino acids)
Source: RefSeq, a predicted model, not a curated record
GUAAAAUUUAUUGUCUUUUAGAACAAUUUUAGAGAAAGAAAGAGAAAAUCUCAUUUUGGGUUCAUCGAAUGCAAGCUUAAUGUCACUCUAAAGCCCUCACUUGGCUUCCAGAAACCUGAGACUAGAUCGGACACCAUAACCAGCCAGGUAUUGUUGCUCAGAGAGUGAAAAUAGAACAUGGGUGAUGGGGAUAAUUUGGCUUCGGUUUCGGAGCCUACAGCUGACGAAGCCCUAAUAGAUCACAAGGAACAGGUUCAGGGCGGCGGGGAAGAUGAUGUUGGGGAGGUAAUGAUUGAAGUUGUAGGUUCUGAUGUGUUUGUUGAUGGAGUUGCCAGUGAUGGUGGAUCUGGAAAUCGGGACAUGGAGGAUGGGGGUAAAGAUGAAGUUUUAAAGGAGGAUACUAAUACUAAGGAUGAAGUGGAAUCAAAUGAAGGGGGUAAUUCUGGUCAGAUUGGAGCUUUUGAUUCUUCUUCUCGGAAGACUUGCACUGAGCUGAAGGGUGGAUUUGAAGGUAUGGAGGGGGUUACUGCUUCAUCUGGUGGACAGAUUUGUGAAGAAGUGGAUAAUGUCGAUAAGGAAGCUUUAGCUUCUCGGAGAGCUGAUGAGGUGCAGAACAGUGAGGCUGAGGCUGAGACUGGAAGUUUAGCAACUUCAUCAACUAGGGAACGUACCCAUAUUGGUGUUGCUGAGGAGGUAGAAGGCAUAGUUGUUCAAGAAACUCGGGACGAUGAGAUGAUUGAGGAGGGUCUGGAGAAAGUUCGGAAGUCUGUAGAUGAAGUAAAUGGUUCUAAACUUAUAGAAUCAAUAUCAACCAGACCUAGCUCUGUGGAUGAUAAAGAAGCCAAUCCUGAGAAUGUGAUUUUUUCUGCUCCACCUGUGGAAGAAACCUCUUCAGUGCAGGACCAGGUUGUUUCAAAGGAUAUCUCUGUGGAAGUGGUUCCUGAAUCUUCAGAUCGUAAAGAGGAUUUCAGUUCCAAGGCUGAGGACUCCUUAGUCCAAGAAGCUGAAGUUACUGUAAGCGAAGUUGGGAUGAUGAACAAGGAAGAGAUUACAAACCCUCAAACCGAUCUGUUUGGUGAGAUAGAUGAUAAGCAGCAGUUGCAGGCUGAUAUGUCUUCCAUGGAAACUGAAGAGCAAGAUGCAACCAGGGAUACAGUCGGUGAUAAAGAUGCGAUGGUUGUGGAUCAAACCACUCUAGAUUCUGAUGAUCAGCAGCAGUUGCAGGUUGAUAUGCCUACCAUGGAAGCUGAAAAGCAAGAUGCAACCAGGGAUACUGUUGGUGAUGAAGAGGAAAUGACUGUGGAUCAAACCACUGCAGAGUCUGAUGAUCAGCAGCAGUUGCAGGUUGAUAUGUCUACCAUGGAAGCUGAAAAGCAAGAUGCAAACAGAGAUACUGUUGGUGAUGAAGAGGAAAUGGCUGUGGAUGAAACCACUGCAGAGUCUGAUGAUCAGAAGCAGUUGCAGGUUGACAUGUCUUCCAUGGAAGCUGAAAAACAAGAUGCAACCAAGGUUACUGUUGGUGAUGAAGAGGAAAUGAUUGUGGAUCAAACCACUCUAAAGUCUGGUGAUGCAAUUGGUAGUGAUACCAAGGACUUGAAAAGUGAAGUCUUUGUAUGUGCGGAACCACAUUCAUCUAAUCAACAAACUGAAACUGACAUUUCCAAUGAAAUGAGACUUGACAUAUCAAAAGAUGAUAAAACUCUACAGAUUGAGUUAACCCUUGGCAAUGGUGAAGACCAUGGUCAUUCAGAAUCCUCAACUGAACAAGUUUCUAUUAUUGAAAAGGUGGAUGUUGCUGAAGUGGACAAUGUGGAGGGCCUACCUCAUAGUAAUAUUGUUAACAAAGUUGAUUCCUUAGGGGAUGCCAUGGUUGCAAAUACUGAUGGAAGCUGUGAUAUCAAAGUAGUGCAUGGAGACCUAGAAGUAUCUGGUGAAAAAAAUGAGAUUGUUGAUGUGAAUGAUUCUGUUGCAGAAAACUCUGAGGGGAUGAAGGCUGACAAAUUUGGUGAUACUGUAUCAGAUGAUGACAUGGUCAAUAGAGAUUCUUCUGUGGGCAAGGAGUUGCUUGGGAAGGGGAACUAUGAUCCUCCAAUCUUAAAGAAUGAGUUAUGUCCUGAAAUUGGUACGCAUUUGUCAGAUGACAGCAAAUUUACUGAAGUCCAGCCAGCAGAAACUUUGAAUGUUGACACAGUUGUUGAAGGACACACACAUACAGCUUCACAUGUAGUUUCCGCAUCACAUGAUGUUAUUGAUUCUAGUGUCUCUCUUGAUGAGAAAAUUAAUAGCCAUUCAUCACAACAUACAAUUGCUGAUGUUCAACCAUCAAACAAUGACAAUAUGGAAAUCGAUUCUUCUAAUAUUAUAGCAGAACAGACUUUUGAAGCAAACAUCCCAUCCAGCGAGGAAACAGGAGGAACUUUUGAAGUGGAGGUUCGGGAUGAAUCUACAGUAUGCAACUUGGUUGUGGAUUUAGAUACAUGUAUGAACAAGGAUGGAGUAUGCCAUUCACUUGAUGAUGAAUGUAAGGAAAAUGUUUCUUUUAUGGAUAAGUCUCAUUUUGUAGAUGAGAUUCAGCCAAUGGAAAGCGAGAUGAGCUUGCAAGUAUCAGAUGGCCUGGAUGGUAGUGGCACAGAGCUAUAUUUUGAUGGUUAUACCUUGGAGGUUGAUGUGGAAGAAGAGUGCACUGUUCUUGAGCAGUUAGAGAUGGAAGAAGAAGAAGAUGCUGGUGAAGAACAGGCAAAUGAUGGUGAUGAUAUUGACCCAAAGCUCACAAAUAUGAACGAUGGAAACAUUCCUAGGUUGCACCAGCCUAGUUAUUUGCUGCCACCUGAAACAGGCGAGUUUUCAGUAUCAGACUUAGUCUGGGGUAAAGUGAAGAGCCACCCAUGGUGGCCUGGGCAGAUAUUUGAUUCUGCCGAUGCAUCUGAUAAAGCAAUGAAAUACCAUAAAAAAGAUUGUUUCUUAGUUGCAUAUUUUGGGGAUCGAACCUUUGCCUGGAAUGAAGCAUCUGUCCUAAAGCCAUUUCGAGCACAUUUCUCACAGGCAGAAAGGCAUAGCAGUUCAGAAGCCUUACAGAAUGCUGUGAGCUGUGCUUUGGAGGAGGUUUCCAGAAGAGUUGAAUUGGGGCUAGCUUGUCCUUGUUUACCAAAAGAUGUCUUUGACAAGAUUGAAGCUCAGAUUAUUGAGAAUGCUGGCAUUCGAGAACAAUCGAGCAGAAGGCCUGGCAUAGACAAGUCUAUGGAGGCUAACUCUUUUCAAGCUGAUAAACUUUUGGAUUUUGUAAAAGAAUUAGCCGAGUUCCCUUUGGAUGGAUCUGAUGGAUUAGACCUUGUUGUUGCUAAAGCCCAGUUAUUAGCUUUAAAUCGUCAAAGGGGUUAUCAGCAACUUCCGGAGUUCCAGACUUGUGAAGCAUUACAGGAGAAUGAAAUGGACUUUCCUGGAUCAGCAGACAUGAUGGAAUAUGCCACAGAAGGUGAAAGCAAAAUCAGUUUGAAAAUUGAAAAGAGCAACUCAAAUAAACGCAAGCACAACCUUAAAGAUGUUAUGUACCCUAGCAAGAAAGACAGAAGCUUGUCUGAUUUGAUGGGUGAAGAGAGGAGAAUAAGUUUUUAUUCUGCAAAAGUAUCUACUACAUCCCCUUUGACCCCUAAACCAUCCUUUAAAAUUGGUGACUGCAUACGUAGGGCAGCAAGUCAAUUGACUGGAAACACAUCCAUCGUGAAACCUAAUAAUGAUGCAUUUAGUAUAGAUGAAAGUACUGAAUCACCAAUGGGGCCUGAUGCUCAAAAUCCUCAAGGAAGCGGAUCUAUCUUUUCAGUGGAAUCCUCUUCUGCAGCUGAGAUGCUAUUGCAACUUCACUUGGUGGCAGCAAAUCCUAAGAAAGGACACAACUCCAUGAGUGCCCUCUCUACUUUUUUCUCUGGUUUCCGCAAUUCAAUUUCUGUUCAUUUUUCUGGAAGACAAAGUACAGGUGGUGUUAGAAAGAGGAAAACAUCUCAUGCAAACGGAUCUCCUGAAGAAUUUGAAUUUGAUGAAGUGAAUGACUCUUAUUGGGCUGAAAGAAUAAUCCAAAACGGUUCUGAAGAGCUAGUAACACCAGAUGGUCAAGACAGAAUACAGUACCAGCCUGUGAUCCUAAAUGGAUCAAAUAAAUCAGGUCGUAGGCCUUACACUAGAAAGCGAUUUUCUAAUGGGGUCCCUGAGAUGCCUAUGGACGGAUCAGCAAAGGUUGAUCUUGGGAGGAAGGCAGAAAAUGCACCGGCAGAACUUGUAUUGAAUUUCUCUGAAAAUGAUUUGGUCCCUGUGGAAACCAGUUUAAAUAAAAUAUUUAGGAGAUUUGGUCCAAUACAAGAAUUGGAAACUGAAGUUGAUCCAGAGAGCUGCCGAGCUAGAGUUGUCUUUAAGAAGUGUUCUGAUGCUGAAGUUGCCUUCAGCAGUGCUGGAGCAUUCAACAUUUUUGGUCCAAUGAUUGUUAACUAUCAGCUCAACUACACACCAUCUCCGCACUUUAAAAGCCUGCCCCUUGCAUUGUUAGAAGGGCAAGAGGAUGCAAUUUAAAGGUUAUUGAAGAGUGAAGAUACUGUAACACUGAAGAUAACAAUUCUCUGCUAUUAAAGUUUUGAUGAUGACAAUGUGGGCUGUUGGGUAUGACUAUCGAAGAAGAGGUAACACUAGUUGUCCAGAAUGGGUAAAGAAUGAAGACGAACAGAGGGAAUGUAACCUUUAUUAUCUAUCCAUCCAUUAUUACUAUUGGUCAUGUAUUAAUUUCUCUACUAAUCCACGAUCUAAAGUAUGUAAUAUUUUGGCUAUGUGAGGAGGAUUGGUUUGUUGUGUUGUGUACUCUGAUCUGCUCACUCACUGUUUAGAUGACACCAUUUAUCUUGUUUCCUGUA